UUCUGGGGCUCAGAGCAAAUCUCCCCAAGUUACUGCAAACAGCAUCUGCCAGUCACCUCAUCUGUAAGAAAGAUGUCGAAGGAUAAAGUGGAGAUUCACCACAUGGACCUGAAGCAGGGGAUGACGUUGAAGCUCAAGGGGAAAAUUAAUGAUGACGCAAAUGGGUUCGUUAUUAAUCUGGGUCAGAGUCCUGGAAAUUUGGACCUGCAUUUCAACCCCCGAUUUGGGGAGAAAACCAUCGUCUGCAACUCCCAGAAUGGAGGGCGCUGGGAGCAGGAACAUCGAGAUGAUCAUGUUUGUUUUAGUCCAGGGACUGAGAUAAAGCUGACCGUCACCUUGGAGGAAGACGAGUUCCAGGUGAAGCUUCCCGACGGUCACCAGGUGAAAUUCCCCAACCGGAGGAAGUGCAGCCACCUGCCCUACUGCUGUGUGGAAGGCGGGAUCAGCCUCACCUCCUUCAAGCUGGACUGAGGGAGGCCUGGGAGGUGGGCAGGGCCUGAGCAGCUGCUUCCCCUUCCUCCACCCCAUCAAAACCCCAAUAAAAGCCUCUCUCCGGCUCCUCACCA
This is a messenger RNA of Monodelphis domestica (gray short-tailed opossum), 566 nucleotides long. RefSeq names its product galectin 2 (gene LGALS2). Lineage: Eukaryota; Metazoa; Chordata; Mammalia; Didelphimorphia; Didelphidae. The record is from RefSeq and is a predicted model, not a curated record. Gene Ontology annotation, molecular function: carbohydrate binding.